AUGGAUUACCAUGAAAUAUUACUUCAGUUGACAACAGUUGAUGGAACUAGAAAUGAAGAGAUUAAAGACUUUGAUGAACAGUUACAACAAGUUUUACAAAAAAUACAAUCAAUUUUAACGAAAGAUGAUAAAAAGUUCAUAAUUGACAACAUUGAAGAAGAAGAUGAAUUGCUUGAUAUUGGAUAUCAAUACAUCUAUACUAUUGUACAUGUUUUGCAAAAUAUAAAAAUAUGUAAUUCUACAAACAACGAAUCUCUAUUUAGUGUUAAACAAUUUCAUACUUUAAAAGUUUGUAUAAAACUGAUAACCGCAAUAGGAAUUAUACCUUGUCUUUUACCUGGUGUUGGAAUUGAUAUAACUAAAUUGUGUUCUAGAACUUUACUAAUCUGUGGGAAAAAUUUAACAGACUUACAAAAAUAUAGAAGAUUACAAUUCACAGUUAAUUCUCUCAUACAAUUAUAUGAUGAAAUUAUAUUUCGUCCUGUUAUAAUUGCUCAGAUAGGACCAUUAUUGGCUGCGCUUUUACAAUUAUCUUAUGCUCCAUUGAUGAAACCAUCUAAAAAUACUACAUUAAUUCUAAAAGAAAAUAGAAGCAAUAAAUUUAUAAUGACUGCAGAUCUAUAUGAUAAGUUAAAAAAAGAUCAAGAACAUUUCACAUGUUUGCUUCAUCAAUUAUUAAAUAACUGUCCCUUGUCUACGAGUAUGAAAGAAUUGAUGGUAAUUCUUGGCAGUGAAGGUGCCCCAAAAUGGCUUCAACGUGAAACUCGUAAAUAUUUAGUACAGCAACUUAUGAAAUCUAAUGGAGUUGUUUCAAUCAUAGCUGCUGUUUGUGAAGAUAUCUUGGAUCUUGGAGAACAUUGGAAUAAAUUGGGUAUUAUUUCCAAGUUAAUAGCUACAUCACAUGGGAAUACUCCUGAUAAGUAUUAUAAAUCCAUAUGCCCGCAGUUAUUAAAUCUUCUAGCAUCAACACAGAUCAAAUAUUCAACGACAAUAGGAAACUGCUGUAUAACUGCACUUUAUGAAUACAAUCCUACUGUUUGUCUUACUGACAUUGUUGGUGUAAUAUGCAGUCCAUUAUUAGUGAAAAAUAAAGAAGAGAUGUCAAAAAGCGAGUAUGAAGUAGAAAAAUGUAUUGAAACUUUGACAAAAUGUUUCAUAACUGUGGAAGCUAAAUUUAAACAAUUGCCUUGUCAACUUUUAAUGAAUAUAGCUGUUCCUCUAUUUUCAUUGUAUAAUAAUGUUAGACAAAGUGUUUGCAUACUGAAAACUAAAAUUAAACAACUUAUAUUGCUACUUUUAUAUGAAGAAUCAUCAAGAAAUGAUCUUUUUGCUGCAUUUCUUGGGCAUAAUUUAACCAAUAAAUUUGGCUAUCAUUUGAAGUCAAUAUUUGGACCAACUGGUGGAAUUGAAAUUAUAGGAAUAGAUAAUGCUAAUAAAUAUGAAGAAUUUGCAGACAGCCUUUUUGAUCUAACAUUUAAUACAGCAGUAUUAUCGACUAAAUUAUUCUCUUAUCUAUUACAAUUUUUGUCACAUCUUCUAAAAUUAGAUUAUCAAAAAGAAGUUGGAAAUUUGUUAGAAACUGAAGAUGAUAUAGUAAAAAUGCUCGAGAAACAGUUAUUAGCUGUAAAACUUUUAUCAAAUUUAGCUAAUAUAUGUGCCGUACAAGAAGCACAAAUUGAAAAUCCAAAAUCAAUAAUUUGUUUUAUAAAAUCAUUAUUUAAUCAAUAUUUGAGGAAAAUACAGAAUUUACCAGAAGAAGAUGAUUGUGAGAUCUUGUACGUCAGCUUAAUGUUAGUAAAAAUGAUUUUAAGUGAUAGUACAAAACCUUUAGAUUGGACAACAUUUAGCGAUUUCAUAGAAUUCUUAAAGCAAUGUUGUUUUGUUUCAAACAUGCCAUCUCAGUUAUUGUUAUUGACACGAGAAUUAAUAGAAUUGAUUGAAACUCAAGAUAAAUCGAAACGAAAACAUUAUGAAGAUUUAUCAGUGGAAUGUAAACCAGCAAAAAAAUUUGAAGAAGCGCUUAAAGAUCUUGCAGAUCCAUUACUACCUGUGCGUGCACAUGGGCUUAUAGUACUAACCAAACUAAUUGAAAAUAAGGAUCCAUGUGUUAUUGCAAGAAAAAUGUUUUUUUUACAAAUAUUUAAGGAGAAUUUGAAACACGAAGAUUCAUUUAUAUAUUUGACAGCAAUUAAUGGAUUGUGUGCUUUAACUAGUUCAUAUCCACAAAUGGUGAUUGAGAUGUUAGUACAGGAAUAUAUUGAUAUGCCACAACGUAUUGCAGCUAGAGAAAUAACUGUAGAAACUAGGAUCAAAUUGGGAGAAAUACUUGUAAAAGUAACCAAAAAUUUAGGUGAAAUGGCAUUUGCUUAUAAAGCUAUUUUAAUAAAUGGAUUUUUAUGUGCUACGCGAGAUUCAGAUGCUUUAGUACGUGCUUCUAGUCUUUCUUGUUUAGGUGAAUUAUGUAAGAUAUUAAGUUUUCGAUUGGGAGAUAUCGUUAUCGAGGUGCUCUAUUGCAUUAGCUGUAUCAUAAAGACGGAUAAAAAUGCUGAAUGUCGACGAGCUGCGGUUAUGGUUAGUACUUUGUUACUUCGUGGUCUUGGAAAGGAUACGCUAUUUAAUCUCGGUAAAGAUUUGAUCGAUUUAUAUCAUGGUCUUAAAUAUCUACGAGACAAUGACGAGGAUCCAGUGCUACGUUUACACGUUCAACUAACUCUGGAAGAAUUGGAUCUUAUAGUUCGAGACUUUCUCUUUUCUCCUCCAAAACUUGAAAAAAGAAUAUUUCUGCUAGAUUCAUAGUAAUGAUUGUUACUUAAAAAAAGAAAAAAGUCAGAGAUGUUUACAAUGUGUUGACACACACACGCAUGCACGCGUGUCUUUUUUAACAUACUACUUUUAAGUUGCUUGAUGUUCAUGAUGUUCAAUAAAAACGAAAAAGACCACAGUAUUGUUUAACAUCAGUUUUUGAAAAUAUAUAUAGUAUAAA
Messenger RNA from Eufriesea mexicana, 2983 nucleotides. It is a transcript of the gene Tango6, whose product is annotated as transport and golgi organization 6. Gene Ontology annotation, biological process: protein secretion. The transcript has 8 exons. Bases 1 to 2796 code for a protein of 931 amino acids. The record is from RefSeq and is a predicted model, not a curated record. Lineage: Eukaryota; Metazoa; Arthropoda; Insecta; Hymenoptera; Apidae.